UUCACGUGACGAUAUUUUUUUUAUGUAACAACCGGGUGACUGUCGGUCCACUACACUGUGAAGGACCGCGGCAGCUAAAGAAAUGAAUAUAGGCUACACGUCAACAGAAGAAAAACUACAUUACAUUUCUUUUUUUUUGACGCUACAAUGUCGCUCCAACCGCAAGUGGAGGACGCACCGGAGGAGAGAAGCGCCUUCUUCAUUGGCACUGACUCGGACAACGUCUCGGAAGGGCAGGACCACCAUCAACUUUUACUACAAAAAGGCAAUGCCUUAGCAUCGGAAAACUGCUUAAAAGAAGCCAUUGAUUUGUUUUCAGUGGCUUUGCAGUAUGGCCCUGUGCGACCAGAACAAUUAAGCACCUUCGUGGACUGUAUCCUCCGCAACUUUAAGAGAAAAGCGGCUGUACAAGACUCACUUUCGGGCCGGGGUCGCGAGGCAGGGGAUAGCUGUGUGGACGAUGAUGUGUUUGACUGUCCUAACUGUCAUAGCUUUUUAGGUGAGCCUGUGACCAUAGCCUGUGGUCAUUCGUAUUGUAAAAGAUGUUUACGACGACGGCUGCUCUCCAAAUGUAGGCUGUGCAAUGCACCCGUUAGCGGUGAGGAGAAAGCGAACAUAAUGCUGUGCGGACUUUUAGAAAAAUGGUUCCCCGACGAGCUGAAAAAGUCUAAAAAGAUAUGUGAAGUGGAUGAGCUAUGUAGAAGAAGGUGCUACCAAGAAGCUGUGUCGCUAGCAACCGAUGUUAUUCAAUGUGAUCCAGAGACGACCGCGUUGGCACGACUGUCUCGGGCGGAGGCUUACAUGGCUCUGAAACAGUACCGUCCGGCUUUAAAGGACACAGAACUUAGUCCCUGGUUCAGCUGUUCUGCUGAAGCUUUGUUUAGGAAGGCUAUGGUGCUACAUGAGAUGGGCCAAGUGGACGAGUCCCUCCAAGUCUUCCUCCACUGUCUGGCUGUAGACGAGGACUUCCCCUGUGCUAAAAGACAAGUGGAAAAGAUCCUCUGUGGCCUGCUCUCCCCCACUGAUGAGAAUGUCAAGGUCGGCCUGAGGGAAACGACACUGAACACGUCGCCUCACUUGGGCAGUAAAAGCCUCGUGGCCGAUGCCCAAGCUGGACCACACAGCCCCGUCCAAAGACCGCACCAACACCAGGUCCGCACCGCCUCGGCCCACCACCAUCUGGACAACCAGGAGAAACGCUGGGAAAGCCUGGAGCGGCCUGGUCUCAGCCGAGCUCAUUCGCUACGGAUGCAUGGCUCUAGUUGUGUUGAGGAAGGGCUCAAGAGAGUUUGCUCUGCUCCCCAGCUGGGCGACGAGGACAAGGCCAGCAUGCUGAAGAGGAAGUUGUCGGUGUCAGACACAGAACACUGUGUUGUGGACAAUGGCGGUAGCAAGCUUAAAAAACAAGGUGUGGCGAAAGGUUCCAAACAAAAGGCUGCCAAAGCUAAAACCUGCAGAAGGGUUCCUGAGGAUCUGCUGGACUCCAACGACUUGGAGUGCUCUCUCUGCAUGAGGUUGUUCUAUGAGCCUGUGACUACACCUUGUGGACACACCUUCUGUAAAAACUGUUUGGAACGCUGCUUGGACCAUACGCCCCAGUGUCCCCUCUGUAAAGAGAGCCUGAAAGAGUAUCUAGCAUGUAGAAAGCACAUGGUGACAACUGUCUUGGACACGCUGAUCAAACAGUAUUGGAGUCAGGAAUAUGCAGAGAGGACUAAAACUCACCUGGAGGAGACCCAAGAGCUUUCUAAUCCGACGAAGAAUGUGCCUAUCUUUGUGUGUACCAUGGCCUACCCCACCGUGCCUUGUCCCCUGCAUGUCUUCGAGCCACGUUACCGCCUCAUGAUUCGCCGCUGCAUGGACACAGGCACGCGGCAGUUUGGGAUGUGUAUUAAUGAUCCCCAGAAAGGGUUUGUAGAUUUUGGCUGCAUGCUGACCAUCAGGAGUGUCCAUUUUCUCCCUGACGGACGAUCAGUAGUGGACACCAUCGGAGGAAAACGCUUCCGGGUCCUGUCCCGAGGAAUGAAGGAUGGUUACAGUACUGCUGACAUUGAGCACCUGGGUGACGCCAGGGUGGAGGACAGUGACGAGCUAGAGAGGCUACAAGAGCUGCAUGACGCGGUGUAUGAGCAGGCCCGCGUCUGGUUCCAGAACCUCAAGAUCCACUUCCACAACCAGAUCCUGCAGCACUUUGGACCAAUGCCAGAACGCGAAGCUGACAUCCAGGCAACUCCUAAUGGUCCAGCGUGCUGCUGGUGGCUGCUGGCUGUUCUGCCUAUCGACCCACGCUACCAGCUGUCUGUCCUCGCCAUGACCAGCCUCAAAGAACGCCUGGUGAAGAUCCAGCACAUCCUCACAUAUCUGCAGAGCAUCCCCAACAACUAGAGCUUCUUCUUCUCAUCACCACCGCAAACAUCCUUUUAAACUUUGAAAUGACAUUCAAGCAACCCUGUGACAACAUUUUGCCAACUUUUGUUUCUACUGCCAUCUGAUCCUUCAACUUUUCUUUUUACUACACUUUUUUCUACACUAGAUAAAAGCAAAAGCUGAAACAUCCUUAAACUGUGGGCAAACCACCUCAGGGAUACUUUCUGCUGAGGCACAUUUGUUUGUGACUGUGGGAAAUUAAAAAAAAAGAAGAGAAAUAUGACAAACUAUUCUCAUCUGCUCGCGUUGUUAAUGCUGUUUAUUUUUAUAACGAUGUCCCUGAAUGACCCUGUUGAAAAGAGAAGAGUAGUUCCUACUCCACUUGGUUGAUAUUUUGUUGAUGCGGACAAAGGCGGCAAUAGAGAGAAGUAUAUCCAACAAUCAAUCUCGACUAUACCUUCUUUAAAGAUGGCACUUUGCUGAGCUGAGGUGAAGAGAGUAUUCUAGUUUGUGUUGUAUCGUCUCUGAUGACCAGUGACGUUUUUUAUGUUAAUAUGGACGAGGGGUGAUGUGAUUUGUGGAACAAAAUCCUAAAUGCAGAAAGUCCAAAAACGUUGAUAGCAAGAUGUGGUUUAAAAGAACCAUUGACAAGAGAUUUAUGCAAAACCAAGUGCAACUAAAGACUGUCGUAUGAAAGUAUUAAUCUUUAUCUUCCAAGCAUCACGUUUUCUUCGUACUCACUCCCAUAUAUACAGUAUUUGUACAUUCUGACCAUGUGUUUGUAUGAGAAAUUCUAAAGGGGUCUUGCAAUAUGACGAAUCAAAACAAGACAAAAACGUGUACAACUAAUGGGUUACUUAGCAUUAUUCUUCAUUCAAAGCUGCCCUCUGUCUAGUUGGAGGAGAGAGGACGGUACCUGCAGUUCUUCAAUCGGGACUGCAUUUGCCUUACGCCAUUUUGCAUUGAUAUUUUAAAACACGGUAUGUUGGCUGGGUUACCAUUCCUUUUUGCCAUAGCGUGAAGUAUGCUUGAAUUGUUAUUCUUCUUAAGUUAGUAGAAGGCACUAAUUGUGUAUAAAUAAAUCUUAGAGAAAUAAGUCAAGUCUGUUGUAUGUAAUUCAUCGGGGCAAAAAAAGGCUUUUUGGACAGAUCUAGCUUUUUGGUCAAAUGUUAAGUUAUCAAAUUUCAAUAAUAAAAGCACUUGUUUUUCAA
This is a messenger RNA of Perca flavescens (yellow perch), 3578 nucleotides long. RefSeq names its product LON peptidase N-terminal domain and ring finger 1 (gene lonrf1). Bases 148 to 2385 code for a protein of 745 amino acids. Lineage: Eukaryota; Metazoa; Chordata; Actinopteri; Perciformes; Percidae. The record is from RefSeq and is a predicted model, not a curated record. Gene Ontology annotation, molecular function: protein binding; ubiquitin protein ligase activity. The transcript is spliced from 12 exons.